AUGAAUCUCACAGGAAGGACCCGGGGUAGAGAUAUUUUUGAGAGGAGUGAGGAAAAGAGCAAUGGACCUUCAGAUAAGACACUAACGUUCUUUGACUUUGGAGGACAGUGUGCAUACUACGCUUGUCAUCAGAUUUACCUCACAAGGAGAGCCUUUUACAUUGUGGUUGUAGACGCCUCUAAAGACCUUAACCAGGUGGUAGAUAAGGAGGUGUGUGACCAGACGGACACCGUGUUCUCUGGAUGGACAUACAAAGAGUACUUUGUGUUUUGGUUGAAAUCUAUCCACACCUAUUGUUCAUCUGUAAAACAAAGAAGUGACGAACAAGUAGAAGUACUUAUUGUAGCAACACACUGGGAUAAAUCAUUAUAUAAUAACAAAGAUUUUCUUUUGCAAUCAUUAUACAAUGAAUUACCGAACGAUUCUGACACGAACCAGUAUAUAAGAGAAGACAGAUGUUUCUUAGCACGCUUUCCAGCCGCUCAACCCUUAGUUGAUCUAGAGAAAUGCAUCAUAAAUAUCACAUUAAACGCAAGGUGGAGCGAGAAGAUACCUCACGAAUGGGUUUUCCUUAGUGAUGAAAUCAAUGAAAAGAGCAAAAAUCAACCGAUAUUAUCAUUUAAUGACCUACAUAGAAGGUUGCCGGUCCAAGAAGAUGCCAAAACGGAAAAUGCUGUUGACAUGCUUCGAUACUAUCAUGAUGCCGGAAAAUGUCUUUUCUUUAAUGAGAAAGGUCUUCAAGAAUCAGUAAUCAUAGACGUCCAGUGGUUCAUAAACGCAUUCAAAACCAUCAUUACAGACAAGUUACACGUGAAAGGGAUACACGCAAGUAAAAUAGACUGGAAGGAAUAUUACGAAACAGGAAAUCUGAAAGAUACACUUUUAGAUGGAAUCUGGGAACUAGAGGAUAAGAAUUCACAGGUGUUAGAAAAAAACGAUGAAAUUAAAAGAAAUGGUGGACAUUAUUUGGAUUACAAGACAACCUUGCUGAAUUACAUGAUGAGGCUAGGAUUGAUAGCCGUCGGAAAGGAAUGUCAUUAUGUGCCUUCUAUGAACAAAAAGAAGUUUGACAUCGCACAGAAAGAAUUUAUUCAAAACACAGAGUCAAAAACAUCCGUUUUGGUGUUCCAAUUUGACUUCCUGCCUUUUUUUUUAUUUUAUCGCCUUGUUGUGACAUUAAUGCAAGUAGAAGGAUUGGAGGUCUUAAGAAGUAAAGGAACAAAAUGUCUGUACAAAAACACAGCAAUGUUUAACUGCAGUGGUCAUUAUCUGGUAGUUGCUGUUACAUGUAACUCUAUCCAGUUUCAAAUUUUGCACUCUGAAGCUGACGGAUGUUUGCAAAAAGAAAUAACAGUAGCAAUUAGACAAUGCAUUGACGAAAUUUUGAUGGAUAUCACAAAUACGUUUCACAAACAUCUUUCGUAUACGACUGGAUUUACUUGCCUUGAAAAAAACAAUCAGAUAAUUGGUAUAGAAAUCGAUGAUAAUUUUAUUGAGGAGAAGAAGUUGAGGACAGGAACCUCAAUGAAUUGUCCUCUGCACCAGUUAGAUGACCGCCAUAAAAUCAAUCCUGAUUAUUUGACGGAGUUUUGGAAGUAACUAAAAAUUUUUGAACAUAAAUCUGAUGAAUUGGUUAUCUUGGAUCCAUUGCCUUCAACAAUGGUAAUUCAUUGCAAAGAAUGUUUUAACUACCGGAAAAAUAGAUGAUUAUCCAUUUGGAUUGAUAAACCAACAUGCCAUUUCAAAAUUUCAACGAUGUAUUU
This is a messenger RNA of Saccostrea cuccullata (small rock oyster), 1763 nucleotides long. RefSeq lists its product as uncharacterized. The record is from RefSeq and is a predicted model, not a curated record. Lineage: Eukaryota; Metazoa; Mollusca; Bivalvia; Ostreida; Ostreidae. Bases 1 to 1599 code for a protein of 532 amino acids. The transcript has 3 exons.